CGAAUUCACUGUUGGUUUUCUGGUUUUCUGCCAGGGACACAGUUUUUUCUACUCCCUCCGAUCCCUGGCCUUUAGUUAUUAAGUUAUUCACCCUGUGGGAACCAUGGCAAACAUUGUGUCCUGGGUAUCUGACAAGCUACAUGACAUUCUUGGCCUGUCUGACAGGUACACAGCAGAGUUUCUGGUCGAGCUUGCUAGAAAAUCCAACACUGGAGCCAGCUUUAUUCAAAAACUGAAAGAUACUGGUGCAGUGGAAGUGAAUCAACCAGUAGAAAGUUUUGCUAAUGAGCUCUGGAAUAAGUUGCCACGUAGACAGCCAAUGGAGAAACCAGCCAGAGCUCUAGAGAGGCAAGCGAUACUCCAACAAGAAAGGAAUAAAACCUACAAGCUGCUCAGCGAUUCUGAGGACGAUGAGCCCGUAUUCAAGCAGAAAUCUUCUGGUAAGAGGAAGACUGAAAAAAGUGACAGGAGUCGUAAGAAUCUGAGACAGCAGACUGGGUGGGAUAGCGAACAUGAGGAGGAAGAACAACCCUCUGCAUCCAAGCGAGGCAAGAUUGACUCAGACUCAGACGAGUGGGAACAAGCUGAGAAGGAGCGUAUUGUUGACCUGGCAGAGAGAGAUGCCCUGGCCGAAAGACUCAAGGUUAAGGACCAAGAGAAAACAAGAAAGAUUGUGGAAAAGUCCAACAAAAAGGCCACGGACGAAGCGAGAAAACGACUUCAAAUGGAUGAACAAGAUCGAAAGAAAAUGAUCCCCAAAUUGAGGGAGGAAUCUCGUUGGGAAUACCUGGGGAAGAGACGACAUGAUAAACUUGAUGAGCUCAGAGAUGACAUUGAUGAUGAACAAUACCUCUACUCUGAAACAAAGGUGACCGAGAGAGAACAAAAGGACUUGGAAUAUAAACAAUCCAUCUACAAACUAGCCAAAGAACAUGAAAAGGCAGCGGAUGAUGAAAAGAUCCAACGAUACACUAUUCCGGAAGAAAAUAUUAAACCAUCAACACGAUACACAGAGCCCAAAGACGAGCAGGAACUUGGUCCCAAUGCUGAUGUAAAGAAGUGGGAAGAAGAACAGAUUGGAAUUGGUAUAUUUAAGUCUGGAGCGAAGGAUGCUAAGGAGAAGAGCAAACAAAAAGAAUAUGAUCUGAUAUUAGAUGAUGAAGUGACGUUUGUAAUGGCAGAGACUGUAUCAGGUGACAUGGAUGAUAAGCCUCAGGGACCAAGUGAAGAAGAGAAGAGAAGAAUGAGCAUGAAAGAGACGAGGGAGAGUCUUCCAAUAUAUGCUUACAGAGAGCAACUGCUGGAUGCUGUCAGAGACCACCAGAUACUUAUCAUAGAAGGGGAGACAGGUUCUGGAAAAACCACUCAAAUACCGCAGUUUCUCUACGAAGCAGGUUACUGCAAGGAAGGCAAGAUGGUCGGGUGCACUCAGCCUCGGCGAGUGGCGGCCAUGAGUGUAGCUGCCAGAGUGGCCCAGGAGAUGGCUGUUAAACUCGGCAAUGAGGUGGGCUAUAGCAUUCGAUUUGAGGACUGCACAUCAGAGCGCACUGUUCUCAAAUAUAUGACUGAUGGGAUGUUGCUUAGAGAGUUCCUUGGAGAACCUGAUCUCGAGUCCUACAGUGUGAUGAUAGUGGAUGAGGCCCACGAGAGGACUUUGCACACUGACGUACUGUUUGGUCUAGUCAAGGACAUAGCCAGGUUUCGACCUGACCUUAAGCUGCUCAUCUCCAGUGCAACUCUCGACUCGGACAAAUUUUCUCGGUUCUUUGAUGAUGCUCCAAUUUUCAGAAUUCCAGGGAGGAGGUACCCAGUGGAGAUUUACUACACAAAGGCUCCUGAGGCCGACCCACUGGAGGCUGCUGUAGUAUCUGUGUUGCAGAUACACAUUACACAGCCUAGAGGAGACAUACUGGUGUUUCUAACUGGUCAAGAGGAAAUUGAAGGAGCCAAUGAAAUGUUGAAGGAGAGAACGUCCAAGCUUGGUUCCAAGAUAGCUGAGCUGCUUAUUUUGCCCAUCUAUGCCAACCUUCCAUCUGAUAUGCAGGCCAAGAUAUUUGAGCCCACUCCACCCGGUGCUAGGAAGGUGGUACUAGCCACCAACAUUGCUGAGACGUCUCUGACAAUCGACGGUAUCAUAUACAUCAUUGACCCAGGCUUCUGUAAGCAGAAUUGUUACAACCCAAGAACGGGCAUGGAGUCCCUUGUCAUCGUACCUUGCUCUAAAGCGUCCUCCCAACAGCGUGCUGGUAGGGCUGGGAGAGUGGCUGCUGGCAAGUGCUUCCGACUCUUCACGGCAUGGGCCUUCCACAAUGAAAUGGAAGAGUCAACCAUACCUGAGAUCCAACGCACUAACCUGGGCAAUGUGGUUCUCAUGCUCAAGAGUCUGGGCAUCAAUGACUUGGUUCACUUCGACUUUAUGGACCCACCUCCUCCAGAGACGCUCAUCCUUGCCUUGGAGCAACUGUACGCCCUAGGGGCACUCAACCAUAUGGGAGAGCUCACAAAGCUCGGUCGGAGAAUGGCUGAGUUUCCUGUUGGUCCUAUGCUGUCAAAGAUGCUACUGGCUGCAGAAAAUUAUAGCUGCACUGAAGAAAUACUCACUAUUACAGCCAUGCUCUCGGUCAACAAUUCCAUUUUCUACAGACCUAAGGAUCGGAUAGUAUAUGCUGACAAUGCCCGAGCAAACUUCUUCAGACCUGGAGGAGACCACCUCACCUUGCUCAAUGUGUACACUGAGUGGGUUGAGACAGACUUUUCGAUGCAGUGGUGUUUCGACAACUUCAUUCAGUAUAGGUCUAUGAAGAGAGCCCGGGAUGUGCGGGAUCAGCUAGAGGGACUCAUGGAGAGGGUCGAGGUGGAUAUCACCUCUAAUCCUGACACAGUCGCUAUUAGAAAAGCAAUUACUGCUGGUUUCUUCUACCACACUGCUCACUUGUCUAAAGGGGGAGUUUACAAAACAGUGAAACAUCAACAGACUGUCCACAUUCACCCCAACAGUAGUCUAUUCCAGGAGCUACCAAAGUGGGUGGUCUAUUAUGAGCUGGUAUUUACUACGAAAGAGUAUACGAGGCAGAUCAUUGAAAUAGAAAACCAGUGGCUCCAUGAGGUAGCCCCUCAUUAUUACAAAGCCAAAGAACUUGAAGAUUCAUCUAAUCGGAAGAUGCCUAAGAAAGUUGGAGCCACAAGAGAACAAACCCGAGUUACAAACUGAAUUUUGUUUUCUAUUUGAAGUUGCUAUGAUUGCAUUUUCUAACUGUAACAUAA
This is a messenger RNA of Halichondria panicea, 3264 nucleotides long. RefSeq names its product pre-mRNA-splicing factor ATP-dependent RNA helicase DHX16-like. Bases 104 to 3211 code for a protein of 1035 amino acids. The record is from RefSeq and is a predicted model, not a curated record. NCBI's taxonomy places the organism in Eukaryota, Metazoa, Porifera, Demospongiae, Suberitida, Halichondriidae. Gene Ontology annotation, cellular component: catalytic step 2 spliceosome; intracellular anatomical structure. The transcript has 29 exons. Gene Ontology annotation, molecular function: ATP binding; helicase activity; RNA binding.